CGGACUCUCGAGACCAAGCCUGACAACAGUCGACCACUUUUCCGAAGCAAAUCGCACGCAUACCUCCGGGCAAGGCCCAAUUCAACAAGAUGCCUGGAAGGCAAGCACACGGCAGGUCGCUCAUGGGCGGAGGCGGCGCCGCCGGCAAGAACAAGCAGGGCAAGAACAGAUCCAAGUCUCGUGCGCAAAAGGCCGCGCUCAACGCCUUCUCCAUCGCCGAGGAUCAGUUCGCCGACCGCCAGAAGCGUACACCCCGAAACAGAGAGCUCGAUGCCCAGAUCCAGUCGAGCCGCGGGAAGCGCAGUCGCGACGACGCCGACGAGGAUGAUGACGAGGACGGCGAGGGCUUUGGCGACGACGACGACGACGACGAUGCGAACGACGGCCCUCCCCGCAAGAUGCGCCGCGGCGCGGACAAGGAGCAGGAUGUAGAGUACGGCAGCGACAGCAGCGGGAACGAGUGGCGCAUCGGUGUUGGUGCGGACGACGACGACUCCGAGAUUGACAGUGACGAGGCUUUUGGAGAGAGCGACGCUGAGCGGUUCGAGGACUAUACCUUCCGGGGCAGCCGCAAAAAGCAGGCCGAAAGCGAUGACAACGACGAAGAACUCGAAGACGCAGAUGGCGCAUCGUUAGGCUCUGACGCAAUUGACCUCGCUCAAGCUCUUGAUAUGUCCAUGUCAGACGAUGACGACCAGCCGGAGGGCGAAGAUGCCUCAUCAGACGAAUCUGGAAGCAGUGACGACAGCGACGCCAGUGACGCCAGUGACGUCUCUUCCGAGGACGAAGAUAUGGACGACGACCUAUCGGAGUCUGGCGUGAACGCCUGGGUCUCCAAAUUCUCAGGCGUGAAAGCCACCGACGAGGAGGCGCCGGCUGCGACGACAAAGCCCAAGAUCGGCCUGAAAGAGCUAGGUCUCCUACAAGUCAAGGAUCCUCAGCUCAAAAAAUCGGUGAAGCUCAUGGGCAAGGAGCAAAAGUCCAGCAAGCCGCAGAAGCUCGCAGUCCCGCUCGCCAAGAGACAACAGGACAGGCUAGAUCGUGAGGUUGCGCGCGACAAGACAAAUCAGACACUGGACCGGUGGACAGAGACCGUGAAGCAGAAUCGUCGCGCCGAGCACCUCGUCUUUCCCUUGCCGCAAACAGAGACAGGUCUUGCCAGGCACGACAAUACCGAGCUUCAGCCUCUCAACCUUCAGAGCACAGGAAACGAGCUGGAGUCCACGAUCCUGGCGAUUAUGGAGGAGAGCGGCCUCGGCCCUAGUGCUGCGAAGGAGGAAGAGAUGAAAGGGCCUGAUGGCGAGAAGUUGACCAAGGAGGAACGCCAGGCUAUCGCCAACGAAAAGCGGAGGUUGAGGGAGCUCAAGUCUCGCGAAGAGAAGAAAGCAAAGCGGAUCGCCAAGAUCAAGAGCAAGGCCUACCACCGGGUACACCGGAAACAAAGAGAGCGUGAUGACAUGAAGGCACACGAAGCCAUGGUCGAGGCCGGCGAGAUAGACUCAGAAGAGGAGAGGGAAGUCCGCGACCGCCAGAGAGCAAUGGAGAGAAUGGGUGCGAGGCACAAGGAGAGCAAGUGGGCUAAGAUGUCCAACAAGGCGGGCCGUGCUGCCUGGGACGAGGAUGUCCGUGUCGGCAUCGCCGACAUGGCGCGACGAGACGAGGAGCUCAGACGCCGCAUCGAGGGCAAGUCGGCCAAGGCGACUGGUAGCGAUGACGACGAUGACUCAGACUACUCGGCAGACUCGGAAGAUGCAGACGACCGAAAACGUCUGCUGCAGAAGCUCAACUCGCUCGACCAGGACGAUGACGAUCAGCCGAGGUCAGCCUUGAUGAACAUGCAGUUCAUGCGUAAAGCCGAGGCAGCGCGCAAAAAGGCCAACGAUGAGACCAUUGCCCAGAUUCGACGGGAGCUGGCCUCAGAUGGAGAGGAGGGAGAGGAUUCCGACGAUGGCCCUGAGGAGAUAGGCAGGAAAAAGUAUGGGCAGCAGACAGGGAAGGCGAAGCCCAGCGACAAUCUCAUCAAGGCCGCCAAGAGCAAGAACAAAGAUGCCGGCUCGGCCCUGCAGGCGGCACGAGACACAAUCGCCACAGCCAACAGCUCAGCAGUAUUCUCAGCCAAGAUGGGUGCGCCAACCAACAAUGUCACCGCGGGAGCAUGGAGUCAAGCGGCGACAACCGGCCCAGCCAAGAAACAGAAGGGCAAAAAGGUGGGCUCGAGCGCGGACGUCCUCGAGAUCAAUGCAGACUCUGUCGCAGUAGCGCCUUCCGUGCCAGCACCGAAGCCCAACAAGUCAGCCAUUGAAGCCAAGAAGACAGCCAAGAAAGGCCUCACAGGCGGCCGCGGAGAGGUUUCCUCGGACGACGACGAUGACGAGGCCCAUAUGCCCGUGCAGUUCCGCGAGCAGGAUCUCAUUGAUCGCGCCUUUGGCGGGCUCGACGUUGUGGCCGACUUUGAGGCCGAGAAGGCGGCCAUUGCGGAGGAGGAUGAUGACAAGAUUGUCGAUAACACGCUUCCCGGCUGGGGCAGCUGGGUUGGCGACGGCGUCAGCGCGCGUGAGAAGAAGCGCCACCAGGGCCGGUUCCUGGUCAAGCAGGAAGGCGUCAAGAGCAAGGACCAGCGCAAGGACGCGAAGCUCAAGGACGCAAUCAUCAACGAGAAGAGAGUCAAGAAGACCGAAAAGUAUCUCGCCACACAGCUCCCGCACAUGUUUGAGAACAAGGCGCAGUACGAGCGCUCCUUGCGUCUGCCCGUCGGCCAAGAGUGGGUAACGAAGGAGACGUUCCAGGAGGCCACGAAGCCGCGGAUCAUGGUCAAGCAGGGUAUCAUCGCGCCCAUGGCCAAGCCUACGCACUAAGUCGGCAGCACACGCUGCCUUUUCGUCGAUUUCCGGUAUGGUGCGCUGGCUGUGGUGGCCUGCUGUCCCCCUGGGCCAGAUGCCGCCGUGUUGUAUAGACAUGCAUAGCGCGUGGAAUAUUGGCAUGCCGCUUUGAAUAUCGAAAUUGCACUAGAUGUA
Molecule: messenger RNA, 3014 nt
Organism: Microdochium trichocladiopsis
Lineage: Eukaryota; Fungi; Ascomycota; Sordariomycetes; Xylariales; Microdochiaceae
Product: Utp14 protein-domain-containing protein
Exons: 3
Coding region: 90-2855 (921 amino acids)
Biological process (GO): rRNA processing
Cellular component (GO): nucleolus; small-subunit processome
Source: RefSeq, a predicted model, not a curated record